Messenger RNA from Gracilinanus agilis (Agile Gracile Mouse Opossum), 522 nucleotides. It is a transcript of the gene TSPO2, whose product is annotated as translocator protein 2. Lineage: Eukaryota; Metazoa; Chordata; Mammalia; Didelphimorphia; Didelphidae. The transcript is spliced from 3 exons. Bases 1 to 522 code for a protein of 173 amino acids. Gene Ontology annotation, molecular function: cholesterol binding. The record is from RefSeq and is a predicted model, not a curated record. Gene Ontology annotation, cellular component: membrane; endoplasmic reticulum.
AUGUGGCCUCAAAGCACCUUCUUCAUGGCCUUGCCCCAUGUGGGGCCCAUUGUGGGCUGGUUGUUUGCAAAACAGUACAUGCCCAACUGGUAUGGGACCCUGAAAAAGCCACCCUGGUGGCCACCCAACAAGCUCUUCCUGAUUACAUGGACUGCCAUCUACUCCACCAUUGGCUAUGCCUCCUAUCUAAUCUGGAAGAAUCUGGGUGGGGGCUUUGGUCGGCCUCUGGCCCUGCCCCUUGGUCUCUAUGCUGCCCAGCUUAUCCUCAACUGGAUCAUAUUGCUUCUCUUCUUUGGAGCCCACAACCUUGGUCUGGCCCUAUGCCACCUGCUCCUGCUCUUUGGAUUGGUGCUAGGCAUGGCACUGAGCUGGCACUCCAUCAAUGGCCUAGCUGUCCUGCUCCUGCUGCCCUACCUGGCCUGGCUCACAGUGACCACUUCAUUGGUCUAUCGUCUAUGGAUAGACAACCCCAGUUCAGAGCCACCAUCCCAGCCUUAUUUCACAGGAGGGAAGAUAGACUGA